Messenger RNA from Caenorhabditis auriculariae, 2062 nucleotides. The record is from the annotation of a GenBank genome assembly. Lineage: Eukaryota; Metazoa; Nematoda; Chromadorea; Rhabditida; Rhabditidae.
AUGGACUACCCUCAGAACGAGCCGAGCACCUCGGAAGUCUGCGAAGAAGUCGUCAACAGCCGCCAUCCGCAAGCCAGAAUUUCCAAACUGCUUCCCGUCUACCGCAUGCUUCUCUUCAUCUACAUGAUCGCCCACGUCAGCUGCUCAGGCAAGUGUUUCCGAAAAUUCAUUUUUAUUUUUAUUUUCUCGAGCUUUCCUGCGCAGGAUACCAAAAAUAUAUCUUUCCCUUUUUUUUUCCUUCUAGGGAUCUGUUACCAAAAGUUUCACGCUUUACAUUAACCAUUGAGAAAAAUGCCUUCAUUUUAAAUUUUUUAAACCUAUUUCACUAAUUGUUUGCUAAGUCUUAAUUAAUUUACUACAAGUUGUAUUAAAAUUCUCCAAGCAAGAACUUGCGCAGAAAAAAAAAAUUACUGAUCAGCACAAAUGGUUGGAAACACGAAAGAAAUCACAAAACUGAACACUUUUUCUUUAAAUUUCAUACUGAUCUUCAAGGACUAACAGCUUCUAUCAAAUUUUUUGACGCUCUUCAAAAUAACUUCUUGUUUUUCCCUUCCAAAAUGACGUUCAAAUUUUAACAAGGAUUCCGGAACGCUAAAAUUAGACUCACGAAAAUGAAAAAGAAGACUCGCUAGUGUCACUUCAAAGCAGAAUGACUACAUUUCAAGGAUUCCUGAAGUUAGGCAUCCGAGUCCAACAAGAUUAGAAAAAAACAGUUCCUUUUAUAUGAAGUAUGAGAAUUUCAGCCAAGUGUUUCAACACGGACAAAGGAAUGAGUAUAGAAGGCGGCGAGUACCGACGAAUUCGUAACGCCAAUCUUAGAGAGUGAGUCUAAAUUUUGAUUUUGAGGCCUUAUUGACUUCAAGUUGAAUUUAUCCUUUUUGCUCAUUCAUUCUGAGCUUCCAGAUGUGCAACUGAAUGCCGCGACGACUUCUCUUGUUUAGCUUACGAAUGGCUCGCGACAGAGCAGACUUGCCUUCUGAAGUCGCGCUCCACGACAGGCCCGCUCGUCAAGAAGGACGACGCUAUUAUUGGCUUCUGCAUAGACGAAGGUUUGAUUCACUUCUUUUCAAACGGUUCUCAGUUUUAUGAUGUCUAUGCUUCUUGAUAUCUCGAAAAAAUAUCAUUUUCAAAACAAGACGGAACAGAAAAAAAAUGCAAACAAGUUAUGAAGACUGAAAUGAUGAUUAGAUAAUUUUCGACAAUAGUUUUGACGCAUACAGUUUUGAAGCGAUUUUUUCGAAGCUUUUCAUUUUAAUGAUUUUGUAAUUUCUAAAUGUAACAAAAAUAGUGCGAAAGAUGAAAUUUUUGACUAUCACUAAGAAUAACUGACGAGAUAAAUGCGAGCUCGGUGGCGGUACAUUGACUAACUCGCAAAAAUGUCGCUUUUUUCUAGGCGCGAUCCAGCAUUUCUCUCGGCGCGACCUCGCAUUUUUCACGGCGCCAUCUCGCAUUUAUCUUGCAUUUCGGAAAAUUUCAAAUUGCGAGAGAAAUGCGAGCUCGCGCCUAGAAAAAUGCGAGCUCGCGCCCAGAAAAAUGCGAGACCGGCGCGAGAAAAAAAGCGAGAUGUUUGCGAGCUCGUCAAUAUACCGCCAGUGUCUCGCGUUUAUCUGGGCAGUUAUUCUUAGUGUAUGCUCUUAAAAUUCUGCGAUUGUUCAAUAAGCAGAUCCAACGUAUCUGGAAAAUAUCGCACCAAGGUAAUUCAUGUCCCUAAAAAAGUAAUUCAGUUUAGAAUUAAACUUCAGUUGAUAAAGAAUGCAAAAAAAAUUUUCGUCAAUCCACCUUUUUUUCCAAGAGUCGUUGCUAUUAACAGAGUUUUUCAGAAGAUGAAGUACGAGACCGGUUCAGAGAUCACAUGAUCGUAGGACCGGUAGUCGUGCAGGCAGAAGACGUCGCCGGCGAAGACUGUCGAGACUACUGUGCCAACCAGCCGACGGCCCUCAUCUACAGCUGGAAGCCGAACGAAGCGAUGUUGACAGCUCUCGCGGCUGCCGACGAAGACGACGAGAUCAACGAGGAAUCUGUUCUGGGUGAGAAUCUUCUCCAAGCUUCUCAAACUCUUUAA